Messenger RNA from Erythranthe guttata (spotted monkey flower), 1565 nucleotides. RefSeq names its product protein VAPYRIN-LIKE. The record is from RefSeq and is a predicted model, not a curated record. Gene Ontology annotation, molecular function: protein binding. NCBI's taxonomy places the organism in Eukaryota, Viridiplantae, Streptophyta, Magnoliopsida, Lamiales, Phrymaceae.
UUCCUCAGAUUAUCGGCUAUGGAGAAAUUAAUCGAAUUAUCCGACCAUGAAAUCCACGUAGACUUCGCUUUGGGAUGCAAAUGCCGCACAAAUAUUUGCCUCAGAUCACUCACUUCAACUUCUCCGGUAGCUUUUAAGGUGCAGACGUCUUCCCCGCACAAGUUCCUGGUCAACCCGCCGAGUGGACUCGUCGCGCCGCUCUCCUCCGCCACAUUCCAGAUCGUCCUCAAACCCCAGUCCAACCUCCCUGCCGCCUUCCCCCGCUCCCCCUCCGACCGGUUCCUUCUGAAAACCGCCGUCGCACCUGAACUCGGUGCUGACUUGCCGGAGUCGACUCAGUCCGAGAUCGUUAAUCGGUGGUUCAACUCCGCCCCUCACCGCCCCACGUACGACGUCAAGCUCAAGGUCUACUUCGUGGGGCCCUUUCUCCUCACUCACGCAGUGGGUGAAGGUAAUUUCGAGGCGGUGAGAGGAAUUGUCAAACGACAGCAUUCCGUUGUUUCUGAGUUGUCGGCUCCGGAUGCCGAGUCGUUGUACCGAGUUGCGACUCAGUCCCCUGAGAUUAUGGGUUUGCUUUUGGAGGCGGGGUUGAGGGUUGACGUACGCCGGGAACUGUACGACGACGUGAAGUGGGCGUCUAGGGGUUGGACGAAAUUGCACGUGGCGGCGGCGUUUGACCAGACGGAGGAGGUCGAACAGCUGGCCAAGGAAGAAUGCGGCGGCGUUGAAUGCAGGGAUAAGGAGGGGCGGACGCCGCUGCAUCUGGCGGCGAGUAAAGGGCAUUUGGGCGGCGCUAGGGUGUUGGUGAGUGCAGGCGCAAACGUGGACGCGAGGAGCAAGGACGGCCGGACGGCUUUGUAUCGAGCGGCGGCGAAUGGAGACCGAGGGAUGGUGGAGAUGCUGUUGGGGGCUGGGGCGGACCCCACCAUUGGUGACGUGGACCAUUGCCGUUCAGCCAUUGAUGUUGCAAGAGAUAAGUGCCACUGGGACAUAGUUAAAAUACUCGAACGUGGCGAAGCGGUACUUCAAGCAGCGAGGCGUGGAGAAAUCGAGAAACUCGAAUCACUACUCGAAAAAGGGGCAACCACAAAUUUCUCCGAUCAGUACGGACUCACAGCACUCCACGUGGCAGCUAUCAAAGGUAACAAAGACGCUGUCAUGAUACUCGUCGAGUUGGGAGCUGACGUGGACUGCCAGGAUGGCGAGGGGCACACGCCCCUACACCUGGCGGUCGAAGGAGGGAGCGUCGAAACUGUCGAGGUUCUGAUAAACAGAGGCGCUGAUAUGAAUGCCAAGAACAAGAAAGGUGGGACCCCCUUGUGCAUUUCCAAGCUGUUGGAGUAUGAAGACAUCACUCAGCUUCUACAAGGCAAAGGGGGCUUGCCUUAAUAUGUAAGGGUUUUUUUUUCUUUUUUGUUAUUCUAGUAGGCAAGGGUUUGUAUUAUGUAUUAGUUUGCUGGUAAUUUUAUUUAUUUAUUUUUGACCAAUUGUAUUGUUUGAAUGUGUGGCUACUACAUGAAACUUUUGGGGUGGAUAUAAAAUUUAGGGACUUGCUUUUUACGGUU